AUGGGCUCAACAAGAUUGUAUUCCAAAGGUCGUGUCCUUGGACACAAGCGGGCCAAGCGCAACACUCGCCCCAACACCUCUCUCCUUCAGAUUGAGGGUGUUGCUACCAAGGAGGAUGCCCAAUUCUACCUCGGCAAGCGAGUUGCAUAUGUCUACAAGGCGAAGCGGGAAGUAAAAGGAUCCAAAGUGCGAGUCAUUUGGGGACGAGUGACCCGGCCACAUGGAAGCUCUGGUGUCGUAAAGUCAAAGUUCCGCUCCAACCUCCCUCCCCGCGCGUUCGGUGCUAGUGUUCGGGUGAUGCUCUACCCCUCGACGAUCUAG
Messenger RNA from Guyanagaster necrorhizus, 321 nucleotides. RefSeq names its product ribosomal protein L35Ae. Gene Ontology annotation, biological process: translation. The coding region runs from base 1 to 321 and encodes 106 amino acids. NCBI's taxonomy places the organism in Eukaryota, Fungi, Basidiomycota, Agaricomycetes, Agaricales, Physalacriaceae. Gene Ontology annotation, molecular function: structural constituent of ribosome. The transcript is spliced from 5 exons. The record is from RefSeq and is a predicted model, not a curated record. Gene Ontology annotation, cellular component: ribosome.